CGUAGUAUGUGGAGAGACACGGUACCGAUAGUUUCCUUGAUCCCUUACUAUGAAGUACGACGCGACGCAAACAAACAUUUUUAUGGAGUGAAAUUUGCCGCGAGCCCAAGAGAAAAUGAAUCGUCUCCAACAAGUGAACAACAUGCGGGCCGAUAACGCCUCAGCUCAAGAUAACAAACAAGAAAUGGUUCAUAUCGAUCAUAGGCCCAAAUUAAACCAUGAUGAAACAAAGUCAUCGAUUACUGAUUUAUUUCCUUGGAUAAUAGAAUUUAGAAAAAUGUGCAGACAUAUAUACAUGGAAAAAAGUAUGGCAUCUUUAAUGGAAGUUAUGCAAUUUUAUGCAAGAAAUGUAAGUAUGAGUGUAACUGAAUGUUACACAAGGCCUUUACGAGCUGCAAAAUUGAAGGAUUCUAUUAGUGAGACAUUACUAUUAUUUAUGUACAUAUAUCGUGAGCUUCCUGAGGAUUGCAAUAGAUCUAUUUAUUUAAAUAAUAUGUCAGAUUUAUUGGCAUUGUAUAUAGACAUGGAACUAAAAGCAUCUAAGAAAAGUAAAGAGGAACACAAGAAUAUCUCUGCGAGACUAAUUUCUUGCCUUUACAUUUAUUUAGAACAUUCCACGCAAUAUUUAUUAGACACUUUAAUAAAAAUACAAUUUAUGUGUCGUAAUUACCAUCAUAUUUUAGAUCCAAUAAUACGGAAAAUUAUGAAAAAUAUUCCUCCACAUCCAGAGUCGAGUACCAUGUAUGUUCGAUAUUUUCUUGUCUAUCGUUUAUGGAGAAAAGUUACUGGUGAUAUGAUAGUGAGAAAUCAAAUAACUGCUACUGCGUUUGCGUCUCUGGGGCCAGUGCCAUCCAUGUUUUCACCAUGUAUAUUAGAAGAAGUACUGCCAAAAGUGCCAAAGAGUCAACCAAAUUCUGUAAAAGCUCUAUUACAACUGAAAUUUGACGUUAAAAGACACUGUGAACUCUUUGUACGAUACUGUGGAGAAAAAGAAAAAGGUGAUGUGUAUCAGAAGAAGGACGAACCUGCAACCGCCAUUGAUUCGUCCAAUAGGAUUAAUUUACAAACGGUAUUUGUUGAAUAUCCGGAAGAUAUUGCUUGUAAAGAUAUAGAUUCUAUAGAAUAUAACAUAAAUUCAAUUAUAUCAGAUAAAAAUAAGCAAAAUGAAUCUAUUUCUUUGCUGAAAACUUUUAAAUCUAUAAAUUUGGAGCAAUCUAGUAGUUUUAAAUGUUUAGGAACCUUUUCGAGUAACGUUUCUACAAAGCAUGCUAUGCCUAAAACAAUUAAUUCGAAUAAGGGUCGUUCGCGAAAGAAGUGUAACAAGUCCAAUGAGAUUGUAAUAAUUGAUUUGACUACUGAUAUAGUAUUCGAGAAGUGUGUUAAGAGAAGAAAAUCUAGGAAGCUGGCAUGGUUAGAAGAAGCUAAGAAGAGAAUCGACUCGAAGAUCGUGAAAGCAUCACAGAAAGUUAGGAACAAGAAAAAUAAACAAGAAAGUAUUGAUACACAUUCAUCAAGGAUAGUCAGUCAUCAGUUACACGAUGUGUCCGAAUUGAUAUGUGUCACAGAUAAUAUUAUUGAGACGGAAAAUAUGAAAAAGACAACUCUUAUCGAAAUCAUUAACGAAACAACCUCUAAACUAUUCUCAAGAGAGACUGUUUCUUUGACUAAGGAGACCUCGUGUUCCAUUAGCAGUGAGGAUGUAGUUUUCAAAAUUAAAAGCAAUGAAGGUGUAGACGAUAGAAGUAAAAAACAAACUGUGAUCAAGCGACUGACAGAAACAGACACAUUCUCUGAGUUUGAUGCACAGAAAAGAGUUGAAAGUUUGAAAGCAGUCUGUGAUUUAGAAACAGAAUACCCGAGUGUAAAUAACACUACAAUAUGUACUCAGUACGAUUCCAAAGAUAGUACUGUUAAUUGUUCUAAUCUUAAUGUAAGUAACGAUAGACUAAGUAGAAGGGUUAUACCGUCAAUAAUAUAUGAAGAAACCUUUACGACUGACUACACGAUCAAUGUUGAAGAAGAAUUAAACGAUGAAUCACAUGAAACGAUUCGUACCAAUAUGACGGAGGAUAUUGAAGACGCUUUAAAGCGGGAUAAAUUUAAAAUAAAGUCACCAAAAUGUACAAACGUGGACAAUGCGGGAAAUAAUGAGUUUCUCGUGCAAACAGAAUUAGAAACUGUACGCGAAGCUAAACCGAGCAUCGUUGAUAUCAGAGAAUCUAUUUUCGGAUCUUGUUCUACGGAUAAGGAAAAUAUUUCUAAUAAAGUUAACGUAACAUGCCCGGAUGAAAAUAUUGACAUAAACAAUGCACACUUUAGGAACUCCGUGGACGGUAUGACAAAUGAUAAGAUGAUUGUUCCUAGUGGAUCCCAUUUAACGUUGGAAGAAACAUCAAGAAGGGAGUCUAAUGAAUUGUGUAAUAAAAAAAUGGAGGUGAAAGGGGUAUGCAACAUUGUUCAAAGCGAAUUCGUUGUUCAAGACUCUGAUUUGCAGGACAAUAUCGAUGGUCUCUCGCUGUUGGCUAGUGUUUCGCAGCAUGUAUCACACUUGAAACCCGAGUUUGUGGUAAAAUGCGAUCAGAUUAAGGUAAAGGACUACGCUUCGCUGAGGUAUGCCUGUUGUAGUCAGACUACCGACGACGAAGCUGAGAGAAGCGAUUCGUCCAACAUCGUUUCUCAAUUACUCAGAAACCAAUCAGCAGAAAUGGUCAACAAAAUUGUUGGAAUUUAUCCUGAAGAUGCACUGAAUAAGGUAGCAUUUCACAUAGAAGUGACAUCUAACGAUCUAGAGACCUAUAACGGUAAAACGAAUGUAAAAUACGAUAUUGAAUCGUCGAUACACAAUUUGGCGCCCAUAGAAAACAACACACAAACUGCUAAGGAGAACACAAAUGUUAUCUUAAACGGGGAGACGGUAGUUUUAUUACAGAAAUCACCUAACAGCAACCUGUACAUCAUAAACAAAGCAGUGGAGAACUCGAAGAACCAUAACGAUGAAGAAAUUUGUAGACUAAAGGAGAAGAACUGGGUGUCAUCUACCGAAGAUUGUGGACAGUUUGAAGCAGUCGCUUCUUUGGAUCACGUACCCUAUAAUACAGAGUUAGCAGCCUACAGCAAGGAAUUGCCAUACCAGGAGAACAAGUGUUCAGUGGGCCAAGGCAAAGGAAUCAAGAUGGAACUGGAAGAAAAUUUCUCGGAUAGUAAGUCGUAUUCCAAAAAGAUAACAAUCCCUACAGAUAUGAUCAAUUCGUCAAUUUAUCAAGAUGCGAAUGUUGUAAGCAAACCGAUAGAUAAGCUUAAGUCGAGUUUACCGUUCAGCAGACAAAACAUCAAACAGGAGUUCAACAGUAUCCCUAAUCACUUAACCAUUCCAGCUUCACAGCACCCCUUGCACAUUCCAACAACCCUGCCUUCGAUCUAUGGAAACACCGACUUAUGCAUACCAUAUCAUAAACAUUGCAACUCGAUGUCCUGCAGUUUGCAGAUCAACACGAAUACUCCUAUUCACCCUCACGCUAAAACAGCUGGCCCCUGCGAAAGAUCACAUUGUUCUUGUCUGAACUGUACAUAUGACUUCGUGGCACGUUAUAGACGACAGUACAUGCACCCCGCCACGGAGGGCCGUGUGUCCUGCAUCGAGGGCAGCCCAUACUUUCUUCCGAUGCCAGUACAAAACCCGGCCGUUCAAGAACAUGAAAGACAAAAAAGCGAAGCGAUGGAUAAAUUAUACGAUGAUCAGUUGUACCGGAAAGUGGAGAAUUCGCAGCCCGGCCCACUCGAGAAACUCGAUAACUUCGAGAUUGCGGAGAAACGGCUUAAAAAGGACGCAGAUAAUAUGCUACCGUUGAAGAAGAGGCUUAAGGCGCACGCCUUGGCGUACGGGGAGCUGUCGAUUAAAGCUGAAAAGGUGGAUAAUUAUCCAGCGGUGCCCAUGAUGUCCAUAGCUGCUUUAGAAACUUUGAACGGCACACAAAAUCGUGUUAAAUUCGAGCAUGAAUUGCCUCCGGUGGAGAAAGAUCAUGAUAGUUCAGUUUAUCAUUAUAGUUCAAACUCGGUGGGGAGGGAUUACUACAAAGAUAUCCAUGUUUCCGGCGCCCAUCAAAGCAUCGAGAAGCUAGAACUUAAAUUCCGAUCGGUAAACGAUCAACCGAAUCCAGUGUGCCAAGAUUCUUGUCUUCGGAGAUCAUUCAAGACCCCAGCGCAGAGGAAAGAAAUGAAUGUUUCGAACGGAACCACGUCGUUCAAGAGAUUGGGCACGGAAUCGAUAGAGCAGCAGCAGGAAACGUUGAAAACAGUGAAAAAAACUCGGUCGUCACCGCGGCAAACCAGAAGCUCAAAGAGAAACGUUCCUAAAGUAAAUUAUUCUUACACCGAUGUCGAUCCCGAAUGGAAUCCGUCCGGUGAGUCGAGGCGCAAACGCAGAAAGACUAGUCGAUGAUCAAUACCAGAAGACUCAUUGUUGUAAGAAGUGCUUCAACU
Dufourea novaeangliae is the source of this 4479-nucleotide messenger RNA. RefSeq lists its product as uncharacterized. The transcript has 7 exons. The record is from RefSeq and is a predicted model, not a curated record. The coding region runs from base 116 to 4438 and encodes 1440 amino acids. Lineage: Eukaryota; Metazoa; Arthropoda; Insecta; Hymenoptera; Halictidae.